UCAGUUUAAAUAAUUUAAGGUUUUCAAAAAUAAUUUUGGUUCAGUAAAAAUAAUUUUAGUUAAGCAAAAAUAAGGUGGAGUGAACAUGGCCUAAUUAAGACAUGUAAUUUUUUCCGAUUUUCUACUCUCUCAACUUUCUCUUCCUAGAAAGUAUUUUUUGACUUGACCAUCGGAAGGACGUUCUUAGGGAAACGUAAGGUCCUGUUCUUUGCUACGUCUGCUUUACUAUGCUAAAAUUUGCUCUGCUCAACUAACACAUACUCUACUAUGCUCAGAAGUUCAAAAAUUUAGGGCAAAUCUUUUGCAGACUCUCAAACGCUUUGGAAUGGACAACUUUCAACUUCUCUAGCCAAGACACAAAAAUGAGAUUAUUCCCAAAAUACCCCUUACUGUUAAAAGUUUUUUGUUCGGGAAUCAGGUGGCACCAUGCGUGGAGGUAGGCAACAAAAGGCCAUGGUGAAAACCAAGCGCCCCUACCAUGCACAUGCACUUGAAGAAAUCAUAAUUUCUGUUCAAAAUGCUUUUGUUGAUGAAAUAAAUGGCACUCUGCACUUAUUAAAAAAAUAAAACAAAAAAAAGGCAUUCUUCUAGUCAUUCACCAUGAUUUGGAGCAAUUGGCGACCCAACAGGAAGUAUCCCGGCCCACAUAAUAUUACAAUUAAGCUUGGGUUCAUUCCAAUAUACGCCAUAUCCACUAACCUUUAAUUUACCACCUUUAUUAUUGAAUCUUUCAAACUCAUCAAAUAAUCAUGUCAUUUUCCUUUAAAAAAUAAAAAAUAAAAAUCACCAAACAUCCCACCACGUCCUUCUAACAAACAAACCCAUAACCAACAUAAACAUGCAACGCACUAACAACAUUGGCUCCCUCAAAAAUACAUUUUAUCACACUUUUUUCAUCAUUUAAACAUAAUCCCAAUUCUUAUUUUCCUAAACUAAUCUUAAUUGGUAUUCAUCUUAUCAUCAUUUCACAUCCCUAACCUUUUUGAUCAUGAACAUAAAAAAGCUAAAAGUACCCAAAAAAAUGAGGGUAACAAGUAUGUCCUCAAACAAAUUUAGGGGUAUGAAGGUGAGUAGAAGCAUCAAGAGCAUAAAAAAACUUGACAUUAAGAAGAGGUUCCCUAGUCUUAGGAAACGAAAAUCUGUUGGUGGCACAGGUGGUGCAGGUGCUGUUGGAGGGGCUAGUGGUGGUGCCGGUAGGGUGGGAAUUCGUCGUAGUAGUAGUAAGUGGAUUUCCUCAGUAAGGAAAAAGAUAUUAAGGCCUAAAUUCCCUGGUCACAAAGGAAGAAACAAGAAUAUCAUUAUCAUUCACAAUAAUACAAGUAUUUCUGGGAAUGAAGAUGAUAAUAGGACUAGUUGUGCUACGGUGAUCAAGGAGAUUAGCUCCGUGAAAGAGGAGGAUGUCACCUCCAUUGACUCGGCUGCUCCACCGCCUCACGAUCAAGCAAGUAAGGAGGAGGAGACGACAACAGAGGAGCAAGAAGAGGAGGAGAGUAGAGAUGCUUCGGAGAUUAUGAAGUUAAGGGAAGAGAUGGCUGCUGUCCACAUUCAAUCUCUUUUCAGGGGUCAUUUGGCAAGAAGAGCAAUUAAAGCAUUGAAAAGUCUAGUCAAGCUACAGGCUGUGGUUCGCGGGGUGUGUGUGAGAAGGCAGGCUCGUAUUGCAUUGCAUUGUAUGAACACAAUGGUCCGUCUGCAGGACCGUAUUCGAGCACGACAGCUCCUUUGUAGAGCCAGUGAUGCAAUUGAAGCUUGAUCAUCUAUUCAAGUUGUUCUAUUAUUGACUAUUUUAUAUUCAGUUGAAUGGAAAAGAAACUAUUCGAUUUUCAGUGUACAACGUUCUUAUACCCAUCUUAAUUUAGUGGGUAACAUGUUUGAUAUGAGUCAUAUGACUGACUAUUCUUAAUUUUGACAUAUUUGCAUAUACUAGUACAUAGUAACAACUAAUAUUUCAAUAUUUAUAACACGUUAUUG
Molecule: messenger RNA, 1968 nt
Organism: Chenopodium quinoa (quinoa)
Lineage: Eukaryota; Viridiplantae; Streptophyta; Magnoliopsida; Caryophyllales; Amaranthaceae
Product: protein IQ-DOMAIN 31-like
Exons: 2
Coding region: 989-1750 (253 amino acids)
Molecular function (GO): protein binding
Source: RefSeq, a predicted model, not a curated record